Molecule: messenger RNA, 1245 nt
Organism: Phoenix dactylifera (date palm)
Lineage: Eukaryota; Viridiplantae; Streptophyta; Magnoliopsida; Arecales; Arecaceae
Product: transcription elongation factor B polypeptide
Biological process (GO): transcription elongation by RNA polymerase II
Cellular component (GO): nucleus; elongin complex
Source: RefSeq, a predicted model, not a curated record
UUGGGGAAUUUGCGAGCCUCUUCAAUGGUGAUCGGAUUAAAAAUAAAAUAGAAUAGUUCUUUCCAAAAAAAAAAAAGCUAUUGGAUUUUUCUCCUCCCUCGCUUCUCCGGGCGAUCGACGCCGCCUUUAGAGAAGUGGAGCGCGAUUUUUAAUUUUAUCUAGCUUUGUAUCUGAUGAAUACCUUAUAAAGAAUUUGGGCGACUUUCUGUGUUUAAACCUAGAGGGUUUCAAUUAGCGAUAGCUAAAAAAAAUCGAAUCAUUAACGGUAGAUGGAGUUGCGGAGGGAAGCUCCUACCUUGCUGGAGCUUUGCAAACAGUUGGCAAUCUAUAAUGUUAGAUACAUCGGGAACGUUGAAGCGUUGGAUUUGCAUCUGUUGAAGGAUAUUUUACCUCACUGCACUAUUGAUCAAUUGACUCGCAUAGAAGAUGCUACAAAAGGAAGGGACCUCAGUCCAGUGACCGAUGACUUGUGGAAGAGAUUCUAUGAGAAUCAAUUUGGUGUGGAUAAUACAAAUAAUGUCAUCAGGAAGAUGAAGCAGAAGCGAAUAGUAUUUAAGUGGAGACGUCUCUAUGAGGCAAAGAUGAAAGUAAUCGAAGAAGAACAAAAUCAGAUAGCUAAAAAAAUUAAACAGAGAUAUGAAGAAAGCGAGGCUAAGAGACAAAGCCGACAAAUCCGACUUUGUAACAAAGUUCCACCUUCAAGCGGUAAAAGAAGCUUUUAUGGAGGAAGUGGAUCGAGCAACAGCUGUUCCAAUUUGAGGGGCAACCUGAUGAAGAAGGCAAAAAUGGAAUAUCUUAAUAGCCAUGAGGCAAGAAUACAUGCAGCUAUGAGAAAAAAUGCUUUGGAAAGAAAGAGCUUUCCAACCCAAAGUACCCCUCGUUCAUCAAAACCUAAUAAUUUUUCUGGAAAUUCAUUGUCCAGUUCUAAAUUAGCAAGGCCAGGGGAAAGAAAAUAAUAGCAAUUAAACUCUUACUUUCGGGGUUCCCUGUUUGAGGAAGCAGGUUUAUUUGUAAUGUGCUGGGGGCUCUGCUCAUGGAGUAUGUGUGCUAGUUUUAUAUUUGGUGCAUCCAAUGGUCUGUCCCCUGGUUGGUGGUCUUCAUUGUUCUUUGACCGCUCAUCCUUUCUUAUCUCCUUUUUCCUAAGGUCAGAUAUUCUUCUAUAACAAGGAAGAAAAAUUUGUGGUUACAUUGUUCAUGUAAAUUUGAAACAUUCUCUCUAUAUGAUGCCCCUUUACGUUUCAUGCA